AUGAUAAUCGCUAUUAUUCGAAUNCAUCGGUACUCGUACUCGGACCCUCCGUCGCCUCUCAUCCUCAACUCGCUCCUCUCCGCCGCCGCGGUCGACUCGCGCCCCGCGCUCGCCCUCCGCCUCCUCUCCCUCCUCCGCUCCUACGGCUACCUCCCCGACCUCCCCAGCUACUCCCACAUCCUCACCUCGCUCCUCCGCUCCCCGGACCCCCCCGACCCCGCCAUCGUCGCGCGCCUCCUCGCCGACCUCCGCGCCCUCCGCCUCGAGCCCGACGCGCGCCUCUUCUCCGACCUCGUCGCCGCGUUCUCCCGCGCCGCCGACCCCGACGCCGCCCUCGCCAUACUCGCCGCCGCCCAGGCCCUCGGCCUCACCCCGCGCUCCUCCGCCGUCGUCGCCCUCCUCUCCGCCCUCGGCGCCGAAGGCCGCGUCGCCGAGGCCGAGGCCAUCUUCCUCGAGUUCUACCACGCGGGCGAGAUCCGCCCCCGAACCCGCGCCUACAACGCCCUACUGAAGGGCUACGUCAAAAUCGGAUCUUUGAAGAGCGCCGAGCACGUGCUCGACGAAAUGUCCCAAUGGGAAGUGAGCCCCGACGAGGCCACGUACAGCCUCCUCAUCGACGCGUACACCAAUGCCGGCCGGUGGGAGAGCGCCCGCAUCCUGCUCAAAGAGAUGGAGGCCAACGACCUCCGCCCCAACUCCUACAUCUUCAGCCGCAUCCUCGCCAGCUUCCGCGACAAAGGACAGUGGCAGAAAUCGUUCGCCGUGCUCAGGGAAAUGAGAAUAAAUGGGAUCAGCCCCGACCGCCACUUUUAUAAUGUGAUGAUUGAUACAUUUGGAAAGUACAAUGGCCUUCGCCAUGCACUGGAUGCGUUCGACCAGAUGCGGGCCAACGGGAUCGAGCCGGACAUCGUUACAUGGAACACGAUCAUUGAUGCACACUGCAAGGCAGGGCGUCACAACCGCGCCUUGCAGCUAUUUGAGGAAAUGCAGGCGAGUGGCUGCCCACCUGGAACGACAACGUACAACAUUGUGAUUAAUUCGUUGGGAGAGCAGGAAAGGUGGGGCGAGGUGAAAGAGACAUUGGAGAAGAUGAAAGAACAAGGACUGUUGCCAAAUGUAAUAACUUAUACCACACUUGUGGAUGUGUAUGGGAAGUCAGGGAGAUUCAAAGAGGCGAUUGAGUGCUUGGAGGCGAUGAAAGCAGAUGGGAUGGCGCCUUCACCCACAAUGUAUCAUGCUUUGGUCAAUGCAUAUGCACAGAGAGGCUUAGCAGACCAAGCAAUAAAUGCAUUUAAGGUCAUGAGAGCAGAUGGCAUAGAACCUAGCGUAUUAGUCCUUAACUCGUUGAUUAAUGCAUUUGGUGAGGAUCGAAGAGAUGCUGAAGCCUUUUCUGUAUUGCAAUACAUGAAGGAAAAUGAUCUGAAGCCAGAUGUUGUCACAUACACAACCCUCAUGAAAGCUUUAAUCCGUGUUGAAAAGUUUGAAAAGGUUCCUGCUGUUUAUGAAGAAAUGAUUUCAUCAGGAUGUGCACCUGAUAGAAAGGCGAGAGCGAUGUUGCGUUCAGCUUUACGCUACAUGAAACAAAUGCAGACUUCAUAGCACAGUUAACGUGGAUUCACAAAUUGAACUUGAGCCUGUAGACAGGAGCUUUGAUGUUAUUUCAAGUGAAUUAACUUGUGCUAAAAGGUCAGGCAAUAGAUAUUCAGUUCAAACGAACAAAAUGAAAUAUUCGUCAGCGAGGGCAAGCCAACAAAUUACCUCGCAAAAUCACCUGAGAGGAACCACCCACAGUGACAGAACCCACAUUGAUUGUUGUAUGUAUUCCUAUAAAUUUGUAAAUUACUGUAUCCAUCUACUUGUUUACCUUUGUCAAUAAUCUCUCAUAGCCUAAUGUAAGUUAGACAAUAUAAAAAAGAAAAAAAAGGGGAAAUGUGAAAUGUUGGGGUUUUUGGAGUUCCCUAGUGUGCUUUUACUCAGAAGCAUAUUUCACAGGAUUGUUAUAGAACUAUUUUCUAUUAAAAGCUUCAUAUAAAAUGCAUACAACGAUCAUUUGCACUC
This is a messenger RNA of Ananas comosus (pineapple), 2058 nucleotides long. RefSeq names its product pentatricopeptide repeat-containing protein At5g42310, mitochondrial. The transcript has 7 exons. Bases 1 to 1599 code for a protein of 532 amino acids. Lineage: Eukaryota; Viridiplantae; Streptophyta; Magnoliopsida; Poales; Bromeliaceae. The record is from RefSeq and is a predicted model, not a curated record. Gene Ontology annotation, molecular function: protein binding.